Xiphophorus maculatus (southern platyfish) is the source of this 863-nucleotide messenger RNA. RefSeq lists its product as uncharacterized. The record is from RefSeq and is a predicted model, not a curated record. Bases 16 to 546 code for a protein of 176 amino acids. The transcript has 4 exons. NCBI's taxonomy places the organism in Eukaryota, Metazoa, Chordata, Actinopteri, Cyprinodontiformes, Poeciliidae.
GUGUAAUAUCACCAGAUGACGUUUGUUUGCAGUCCCCCCUAUAUCAUCUCGUCCAGAUGUGUGCUGGGGUUUACAGACAACUCGCCUCCAGAGAAGACUGUCACGUCUUGGAUCUGUACAUCCAGCAACCACAAGAUGAACACAAAAUUGAUCCUCGCACUUGUCUUCGCUCUUCAGGUCUCCAUGAGCCUGAGUCAGGUUCCUGCACCAAGCCAGGAACUUGUCGACAAGUAUGAGAACAUGAAAGCUACUUUCUACAGGAGACUGGUCAAUGCUUAUGGCAAGCUGCAUGGUGCCGUUGGAGAGACUGACCACGCACAGACCACCAGGGAGUUCAUCGAGUCUCUGAGAGACAAACCUGAACUGCAAGCAAUUGCCAAAGUUGCAAGUGGUCUGGGCGCAGAAGCAACUCCAGUGGUGGACAGGGCUCGCGCAUCUCUGCUCGGUUUGUACGAACAAUACCUGCGUCCCCAUGUCGGAAACAGCUUGAGCGAAGCCAUCGACCAGAUCAAGGUCUACCUGGAUCAAUACAUGCCCGCUGAGUAAAACAAUAACAAUAAUAAUAAUUCAAAAAGAACCAGCUAAAGCGGAAGUGCGUGUCAGAUGCCUGUAAUAGAUGAUAGCUGAUAGAAUUCCACCGGUUUAGCCAGAGAGGAGCAAUACUCAAUGCAAACACGAUUCUUUUGCCUGUUUUUAAAUCAAUGUCUUUGCCAGAUCAUGCAGAGUUACAAGCAUGGCAAACAUGUCACCAUGUGCGCAAGUUCUGCAUGUAUAGUACUAUAUGUUUGAUACACUAACAGUGUCUGUGUGACUGUGUACGUAUGUGUGUGCGUGUUCAAUAAAACGUACUGAAAACUAUGAAA